AUAUACUCAAACACUCAAUUACCAUAAAACCUCAAAUCUUGUAUUCCUUCUCUUCUCUCGGCAAGCAAACACGCACAUCUCUACCCGAUCAACUAUUUUCGAACAUCAUAUCAUCUUAUCAUCAUGAGUUCCAGCACUAAUUCCGCAGCAGCGUACACUGCUCCGGCUUCGCAACCGGGACCUUACGUCCAGGCUCCGCCUCCUGCCGGCUAUCCCACCAUGAGAGACGACUCCGAUUUGCCCCAGAUUCAUGGUCGUGUGGAAACCAAGUCCAAGGGUGAUGGCUUCUGGAAGGGCUGCUGUGCUGCCUUGUGUUGCUGUUGUAUGCUCGAUGCUUGCUUUUGAAGAUCUAAUGGAGCUUGAUGAUUCUUGACCCAUCUUCAGAGACCCAGUUUGAUAUGUGUGAUAUAUUUACAGUAUAUUAUGUGACGAAUGAAGGACAAUGUGGAUUGGAUGCUCAUUUACUGUACUGAAUGAUUAUGCAAUCCAUUUGUUCUUGACUUCUUGUACAAUAAUUAUUCUUUCAAUCUUAUUAUUUUGAGUGAACAAUUAAUUCUUCUUUUACAGUUUUAUUUCA
Molecule: messenger RNA, 577 nt
Organism: Rosa chinensis
Lineage: Eukaryota; Viridiplantae; Streptophyta; Magnoliopsida; Rosales; Rosaceae
Product: cysteine-rich and transmembrane domain-containing protein WIH1
Exons: 1
Coding region: 124-345 (73 amino acids)
Cellular component (GO): plasma membrane
Source: RefSeq, a predicted model, not a curated record